Molecule: messenger RNA, 3811 nt
Organism: Opisthorchis viverrini
Lineage: Eukaryota; Metazoa; Platyhelminthes; Trematoda; Opisthorchiida; Opisthorchiidae
Exons: 20
Coding region: 216-3455 (1079 amino acids)
Molecular function (GO): calcium ion binding
Source: RefSeq, a predicted model, not a curated record
CACAGUCAAGAAAACUCAAUUCACCGUGUUGAAUUUUACAUCCAAAGACUGUAAAGCAGAUUCAGAUAAUUCGGGUGCUUGGAUUUUUGCGCCGUAAUGCAUACCAUCUGGAAGUAAACCACUGUGGAUGAUUGCACAGAAGAAUAUUCUGCAAUGCUCAGAAGCACAGACUGAUUGCUCUCUUUCACAUCUAUUCUCCAUGUGUCGGCAUUGCCAUGAAGCAUUAUACAGAAUCCAGGCUGCGAAUCCCACGUUCCUUACAGUUCCCAUUCAUCCAACACUGGCCCUCACAGUUUGCAUCAAGAACCCCAAUACUGAUUUUGAUCAUUCUCCAGCUCUCCCAACCCAGUCAUACAGACUUGUCUCCCAACGGUGACCAUGCCACUACAGGGAAUGUUCGAUCUCCACAGGACUCUGCUACUCCCAAAUCCUCACCUGACUCUUUAUUUGAUGUGUGCUGUUCCAUGGGGAAAAGUUCUUCUCUAGCUAUGGACUUUUUCAAUCCAAGCAACAAGAAAAGCGAACAAAUGAACGAAACGUGCGCGUCUAUGUUGCAGCUGGAUGCGAUUUCAAGACCGCAAAUAGACGAUGUUGAGUCGAACCUGUCCUAUGCCAAGCGCGACUGGUGUCAGCGAGUAAAGCAUUUGUGCUGCGUGUCCAUGAGAAGAAGGCGAGCCUGUCGCAUUGGUUCGGAGCACGUCGUUCGAAACGGAGGACAAAGAUGCACAGAUGAAGCGUGGAAUACAACCGUCGAGAUACAGCUGCAUGGUGUGGCAAAGGAAUGUUGUUUGUGUCGUUUGGUUUGGACAGCAAACGGAUCGGACUUGAAGGAAUGGCACGAAAUGAGGUCAUCAGCCCAGAAAAGUGCAUGUCCCGGAGCCGGGUGUUGUAGUUUACUUAACAAUGCAGACUCACCUCUAAUAUCGUCUGACACUGAGGCACCAGCUGGAAUGAAUUUACAUGAGAACCUCCCGCAGUCAGAUGAAGGUAAACAAAGUACCGCACCGAACCCAGUAUCCCCUCAGCCGAACGAACCAGACGAAUUCGAGUUUACAAUGGUUGGUGGGGUCGGAUUCUCCACAAACAGUGGCAGCUACACAGCACAAAUCGAUGAGGUUAGUGGCACCUCAGCGUCCGUUCCACUGACAACAACACCAUCAAGCACGGAAGACACAAGUAUACUGUGUCAUGAAAAUUACGUAUGGGACAAAGAACAAGAACUAUGCAUUCGCUUAAUGACAGCUUGCCCAAUUGGAAUGUAUCUUAACAGGACAACAAACAAAUGCACUCGCCGAGUCGCUACGCUAGAAAGUUGUGACGCCGGAUAUCGAUUUAACGAAGAGAAAUCUAGCUGUGAAGAUGUGAACGAGUGCGUGGAGGGUUUAGUGAACGGCAGUCAGGCAUGUCCGGGUGAAGGCAUGUCUUGUGUAAACGUACCAGGCACGUACAAUUGCUCCUGCACAUCCGGAUUUUCGAUGGCUCAAGAUGGCAGCUGUGUUGAUAUCAACGAAUGCGAUGUGUUAAGAAACCCGUGUCACAGCGGACAACAGUGUCGGAAUAUAAUCGGAUCAUUUCAGUGUGUCCGACAGGUUCCCUGUGGAUUCGGUUACGUGUUGAAUCCCAAAACACAACAGUGUGAAGAUGUUAACGAAUGCAAAGCUGAUCCGAACAUCUGUGGUCCAGGCAUGUUGUGUAUCAACGUACGCGGUGGGCACAAGUGCGUUGAUCAGAUAUGUCCGGGGAAAGCAAGGCGAGACAAACACGGGAACUGUGUACCGUGUCCACAAGGCUAUGUAUUCAAUGUGACAACCGGAUCAUGUGAUGAUGUAAAUGAAUGCAGUGUAAGUAACCUGUGCAAACCGUGGGAACAAUGUGUGAAUAAAAAAGGAUAUUUUGUUUGCGAGCAAAAGAUGAAUUGCGUCCAUGGAAAAAGGGCCGAUUCGAACGGGACGGAGUGUGUAGAUAUUGAUGAGUGCUUGGAAAAAUCGUUCCACUGUGCGCUGGAUGAGGUGUGCGUGAAUACUGAUGGCGGAUAUAAAUGUGUUCCUUCUCCGUGUAACCCAACGCAAAUAUUUGACUACGAACUGAAAAACUGCACAUGUCCAAAGGGAUGGAAGAACGUGAAUGAAACUUGCAUAGACAUUAAUGAGUGCGAGGAAAUGGAUAGCCCCUGUUCCCCUGGAGAAACAUGCAUCAACCGUGCUGGUAGUCACCGGUGUAUCAGACUGAAUGAAUGCGCACCCGGAUUCGAACGUCCAUCACCAUAUUCACAGUGUCAAGAUAUUGAUGAAUGCGCGCUAGGAAUCGCCAAAUGUGGGGAUAAUAUGAACUGUGUCAACACAGCCGGUUCCUAUAUGUGCAUGUGCAAACAGGGCUUUAAGAACCUUGAUGACCAAACCUGUGUCGACCUUGAUGAGUGUCUCUUGUUUGGAGCAGACUCCGUGUGUCCGGACCCGCGAGCGCGAUGUGUGAAUACAAAUGGCAGCCACAUUUGUUUGUGUCCAGAAGGAUACACAUGGCAUAGCUAUCCUGCUAAUAAAUGUGUCGACAUUGACGAAUGCGCACAGCAGCAAGACAGAUGUGGCAAAGAGCACCAGUGUGUGAACUUGGAAGGCAGCUACAAGUGCAUCUGCGCAGUAGGCUAUCAAACUGGGGAGAAUCACAAAAGCUGCGUAGACAUUGACGAAUGCAGUGGACAACCGGACAGUCCGAAAUUGUGUCCCUACUCCAUGUGCGUGAAUACACCUGGUAGCUUCAUGUGUCAAUGCCCCUACGGAUUUCGUCUCGGUCGAAGCAAUCGUUGCUAUGAUAUUGACGAAUGCGCAGAAAUCGAAGAUGUAUGUCAGCCCAAAUACGCCACUGCCGCCAGUCAGACCUGUGUGAACCUCGUGGGUGGAUAUCGCUGCGUCCCCAGCCAGUGCCCUCCUUCAUACAAAAAGACGUUUCUUGGAAACGGGUAUAGAUGUGACCUGGACGCAGCACAUGCUUGUGUUCCCGGUGAUUCUAACUGCUUCGCUGAACGCCCACAGCAGAUUGACAGUAUUUUCAAAGAACUCGAUCAAAACACGCGUGUUCCACAAGUUCUUGCCCGAGUAGAUACUAAAACGAUGCCGCAUGGUGUGAUCCGGGUCGAUUUGAGGCAACACUACGCCAAUGAUUUACGAACACGCAAUCCGAUCAAAGUUGGUCAGGCCUUUCGGCUGCGGAGAAGCCCAUCCCAUGUUGGCCAAGUUGAGGUGGUCUUGAUUCGGUCUAUACCAGCUCCUGUGGACAUGCUGAUUUCGUUACAUGUGAUUUCAACCAGAAACGAUCUUCAGCUGGGACUGGCGAUUACGAAGCUCUAUCUGUUUGUAACACAAUCGGUGGAGCAGCGAAUCCGAAUGAAGUUGGCAGCGCCAAAACGACACGUUUACAAACAUGAAGACUUUUGGACACGAUUACGCCGGAAUAAUUAGAGCCAGCCAGCCAGUCAUCGUACAUAUAGAACAAAUAAAAUGCAGACUGUAUUCAGACCAGCAAACACCUUGUUCAUAUUCGAUCUAUCCCUAGCUAACGUUUUAGAGUGGCAUCUUUUAAAUUUCAUUUACCACCCCAGCACCCUAACCAUCUGAUUCAUUUCAUCUCCAAAGUUGCUUAUUCCAACUCUUUCACAUGCUCGUGAGUAAGUGCCACAACCGGACUAUUGUUUUAUUGUCAUACUGACCUUGAAACUUUUACUUGACUUUCUGGUCAUUCUUAUUAUUACUUUUCCUGCUUUUUCUGUCGUAACAAGGUACAGCAUGUGAGAGACACUUGACGGAAUACUCGAGAU